GUUAUCUGGUCAAAGGUCUGCAUUGUUGCAGCUUGCACCCCUUCGUUCUAUGCUUGCUCAAGCAUGUUAUGGUUAGUAAAGUCUACAACCAUUGUCUUUUUUGUUCCCUAGGAGUGAAGUAGAAGUAGUGCUCUCUCUGCUCCUACUCGCCACAGAUAGAAGUCUCAUCGUCUGCCCCGGGCCACCAUUCUCUUUUAGCGUCUAUUUCUCGUCAUCGGAAGACAAAGUUGAGUACUUUCUCCGACCGAUGAGAAACGUGUAAAGUUAAAGACUGAUUUUUUUCCUUCGUCUGGCGACCUACUUGGUCAUGGGGAAACGCACUCAUCUUUCUUCUUAUAAUGAAGUUUAAACAUGCUUGAGAACCGAGCUUGCAUCACAGAAUUGGUCGUCUUGCACGAGUUGGUGAAACGUUGCAGCUCCUAAGGGCUCUCCCACCCGCAUUUGUGUUCCCAUCACCAUCACAUUGAAGUAAUCGGACUCCGGCUAUUAUUCCUGGCGCGGCCUACUGGGAUCUCGCCCUGACUCAGCCCGCUGCAGGCGCUCCACGUAUCUGCGUCCUCUCGGACCAGUGUCAGUGCAAGGGAAAAGGAGCUCAAGAAAACCCACCUUUCACAUCACUGCCCACGUACUAAAGAACCCUAGCGUGAUAUUGCUGCAUGAAAGAUUCUGAUGCAGAAAACACAGGUGUUUCUAAUGUAUGCUUUCAUCAUGUGUGCAUGCGACCAUACUUUCUUUAUCUCAGGAACGUGCUCCAAAAUGAGAAUAUGUGCUUUCAGUUGGAUCUAUGUGAAUCAUGGAAGAAGGUUUUGAUCAGGUUAUUGUGUUGCCUCAUCAAGGGGACUCUAGGACGGCUUGUUCUUCCACUAUGAGUAACCUACUUUACUAUGGGUAGUGAGACACUCAUGUGCUCGGUUGGUUUCUAGUUAAGUGAAGCUCGAACGGAAACCAUCCUGCCAGUUGAUAUUUACUGGUGGUCUAGCCAUAUAACCAUCUGUGCAGUGUUCCAUGGAUGCUUGAGUAUUCAGGUUUUCCAGAUCUGAAAGCGACUUGAGAUAUCAGCACCAACGAUUAAAUUUGUCAGAGAAGGCGAGUUGGGUGGUAACUGGUAAGUAGAGGGCAUUCAACUCUGCUGGGAAGGUGAAUAUGACACGCUGAACAGGAUUGGGUGUGCUGAGUGUUGCUAGACAUGUGUGGCAUAUUCUCUCAUUUAGCUGCAAAGUUUGCCUUCUUCCCACCAAAUCCACCUUCAUAUCAGGUGAAGAAUGAGAAUGGGAGGAUGGUAAUUGCCAAUCUUCCAAGAGACGAUGCAAUGGAUGUGCUGCUGCUGGACACUAAAUACGGGAACAAGAUCGUGGCUUUGUAUUUUAGGAACCCGUACGCCAGGCUGACGGUUCUCUAUUCUCAUGGAAAUGCGGCUGAUCUCGGGCAGUUGUAUGACCUAUUUGUGCAGCUUAAGGUGAACCUCAGGGUUAACUUGAUUGGGUAUGACUAUUCCGGAUAUGGAGCUUCGACUGGUAAGCCUACUGAAAGAAACACGUAUGCUGACAUAGAAGCUGUAUAUCAAUGCCUAGAGACAGAGUAUGGGGUUAGUCAGGAGAAUCUCAUUCUAUAUGGGCAAUCUGUUGGAAGUGGUCCAACGUUGCAUUUGGCCUCUCGAUUACCAAGGCUACGAGGUGUUGUUCUUCAUAGUGCUAUACUUUCUGGUCUUCGUGUGCUCUGUCAUCUAAAAGUCACUUUCUGCUUUGACAUUUACCAAAACGUUAACAAAAUCAGAAAGGUGAAAUGCCCUGUCCUCGUGAUACAUGGUACUGAAGAUGAUGUAGUGAAUUGGUUGCAUGGAAAGGGACUGUGGGAGUUGGCCAGAGAACCAUAUGAACCGUUAUGGAUCAAAGGCGGUGGACACUGUAACCUGGAGUUGUAUCCUGAUUACAUCCGCCACUUGCGCAAGUUUGUUGUUGAAAUGGAAAAUACAACCACCAAAAUGCGGCUUGCACAGAUACGCAGGUGCUACUUGAAGCCACAGAAUAGCAGGUGUUGUAAGUUUAGGUUGUAUUGUUGUAGAAUCAGACGGCGGCAGCUGAAGUUCAGGCUAUGGAGACCCAGAUUUAGAUGUCCCAAAUGGCCCGACUGCUGUAGGCUAGGAUGCUAACAUCAGUUUUAGUUUGACACACCUAAGUUUGUAACAUUGAGAGAGAGAGAGAGAGAUGUAUAAAGCACACUGAUGCUCCUGUCCUAUACGCACGAUCAGGUGAAGAAAGACAAUAAGCCUCUUAUUGUGCUGAUGGAGUUUAUUUGUGAAAUGUGGUAAAUUGGUGUGAUUGGAAAUGGUAACGGGAACUGCCCAUUUGGUUUUGGUUGUAAUCCAGUUUAAUCUCUGACUCUACGCUGUAUCCCAUUCGUUCAUCGUUUCU
Molecule: messenger RNA, 2411 nt
Organism: Nymphaea colorata (pocket water lily)
Lineage: Eukaryota; Viridiplantae; Streptophyta; Magnoliopsida; Nymphaeales; Nymphaeaceae
Exons: 6
Coding region: 1187-2149 (320 amino acids)
Source: RefSeq, a predicted model, not a curated record